AGGGCUCUGCCGCGGCUGCCGGCGGCACCGGGGGACAUGGGGGACACAGGAACCGAGGCGGACACAGGGACCGGGGGCCGGCGCCAGCCCGGUGCCUCCUUCACCAUCGAGUCCCUGCUGUCGGAGCGGGGCGAGGGGGCACCCUGCAGCCCGACAGCCCCUGGCCACAGCCCCUCGGCAGCCCCCCGGCCCCCGCCGGAGCCCGGGGAGAAGCCCUCGCAGUCCUACAUCGCCCUCAUCUCCACCGCCAUCCUCUCCUCCCCGGAGAAGAAGCUGCUGCUCUCCGACAUCUACCAGUGGAUCAUGGACAACUACCCCUACUUCAAGAACAAGGAGAAGAGUUGGCGCAACAGCGUCCGCCACAACCUCUCCCUCAACGAAUGCUUCGUCAAGGCUGGCCGCAGCGACAACGGCAAGGGCCACUUCUGGGCCAUCCACCCUGCCAACCUGGAGGACUUUGCCAAGGGGGACUACCACCGGCGGCGUGCCCGGCGGCGUGUCCGCAGGGUGAACGUCGGCUACUUCCACCCCUACGCCCUGUAUGGCCUCGGCUGCUGCUGCCCCUGCUGCCCCCCAGCACCCCCUGCACCCCCACUCACCCUCCCUGCACUGUCCUCCCUCACCCUGCCCGCCGCUCCCCACCGCUGCCUGCCCGAGCGGCCGCGCUGGGGCUGGGGACGAGUCCCCCUUCCCCGGGGUCCUGUCCCCCUCCUUCCCCGGCCCCCCUUCCUGUAGUCCUUCCCUAGCCUAGGGGUGCCUGGACGGGGACCCCCAGAUAGCUGGGGCAGGUCUAAGGCAGGACCAGCUCAGGGACACUCUGGACGUCACCUUCGCC
Molecule: messenger RNA, 835 nt
Organism: Dryobates pubescens (Downy woodpecker)
Lineage: Eukaryota; Metazoa; Chordata; Aves; Piciformes; Picidae
Product: forkhead box protein L2-like
Exons: 3
Coding region: 37-735 (232 amino acids)
Biological process (GO): cell differentiation; regulation of transcription by RNA polymerase II; anatomical structure morphogenesis
Molecular function (GO): RNA polymerase II cis-regulatory region sequence-specific DNA binding; DNA-binding transcription factor activity, RNA polymerase II-specific
Source: RefSeq, a predicted model, not a curated record